This is a messenger RNA of Staurois parvus, 492 nucleotides long. NCBI's taxonomy places the organism in Eukaryota, Metazoa, Chordata, Amphibia, Anura, Ranidae. The record is from the annotation of a GenBank genome assembly.
UCUUCUGUCACUCUUUUCCCCUCUCUCUUCCCCCUCUCUUCUCGCUCUCUCCCCCCCAUUCUCUCCCCCCCCUCUCUCUCUUACCCCCCUCUCUCUCUCUUCCACCCUCUUCUCUCUGUCUUAUUUCCUCUCCCCCCCCCCCUCUUCUCUAUGUCUUAUUCCUCUCUUUCUCUUCCCCCUCUCUCUUCCCCCUCUCUCUCCCCCAGUCCUCUCUUUUCUCUCCCUCCCUCUCUUCUUCCUGUCUCUUCUCUCUUCCCCCCCUCUCUCUUCACUCUCUCUCUUCCCCCCUCUCUCUUCACUCCCCCCCUCUCUCUUUUCUCUCCCCCUCUCUUCUCUCCCCCCUCUCUCUUCUCUCUCUCCCUCCACAGUCUCUGGCCAUCUCCUGUACUAUGUCCGCAGUCUCUGGUCAUCUCCUGUACUAUGUCCGCAGUCUCUGGUCAUCUCCUGUACUAUGUCCGCAGUCUCUGGUCAUCUCCUGUAAUAUGUCCGCAG